Didymodactylos carnosus is the source of this 483-nucleotide messenger RNA. The record is from the annotation of a GenBank genome assembly. NCBI's taxonomy places the organism in Eukaryota, Metazoa, Rotifera, Eurotatoria, Philodinida, Philodinidae.
AUGGUAUACAAAACGUUUGUCGGAGAAGCAAGCAUUGAUUCGCCACGUGAUCUCACACAAGUUAAACAUUAUCGUCAAAAGUUUUUGCAACAAAAACGUAUCACAAAUGAUGAAUUAUUAAAUCUCAUUAUAUUAUCAAAUGAAUUGAAAGAUUACAUCCGAACAUACCAGAUUCAACCACAAUUAAUUGUAGUGUUAAUGCACGCCGUCGGUGAAAAUUUAUUUGGCCAGUUAUUGGAAUUAACCACAAAGCCGGUGCCACUGUACUACGACACAACUUUUAAUAUUGGCGACUACUACGUGUCUAUUUUAACUUAUUCAAAUGUUCUGUUUAUUGAAGAGCCCGUAAUUCCAUUGUGUGUGUUGAUCCACGACACGAAAGAGGAAGAAGCUCAUGAUGAACUUGUGAAAAAACUAAAGAAAUACAAAAAAAUUGAACAAAAUUGUAUUUUGAUCACUGUAAGUUAUUGGAUCAUUACAUGA